AUGAGCACCAGCCAAGGCCCUUUCCAGUUUUUUUCUGGGUCCCUCAGGGGUAGUUCAGGGUGUGGUUUGGCCCAGCAAGGAACUUCUUACAGAGCGUCAAGUGCAGAUGGUGGUGCCAGCAGCACACAUCCCUCCUUCUCCUCUGCCAGACCCUUCUGGCUGGCUGCAGGAGGGGCACCCUGGGGAGGCUUCAGCGAGCACUAUGGGGAAAGCAUCUUCCUGGGUGGGAAUGAGAAACAGACCAUGCAGAACCUGAAUGAGCGCUUGGCUGCCUACCUGGACAAGGUCCGUGCCCUAGAAGCAGCCAACGCUCAGCUGGAGAGCUGCAUCCUAGAGUGGCACAGGACAAAGUCUCAUGGAAAGAGGCAUGACUUCAACCAGUACGAGCAAAACGUCACUGACAUGCAAAGACAGAUUGAGGAUAGCAAGAUCACCAAUGCCAGCAUCCUUUUACAAAUUGAUAACGCUAACAUGGCAACUGAAGACUUCAGGCUCAAAUACGAAGCCGAGAAGUGUCGCAGGCAGGGAGUGCAGCUGGAUGUGGAGAACCUGCGGAAGGAGCUCGAUGGCAUGACCAUUAUUACCACAGAUCUGGAAAUGGAAAUUGAAGGCUUGAGAGAAGAGCACAUCCUCAGGAGGAAAGACCAUGAGGAGGAUAUGGAAGCCAAUCGCUCCUCACAAGACUUCAAAGUCAAUGUAAAAGUAAACGCUGCCCCUCCUGCAGACUUAGGCAAGAUUCUGGCAGAAAUAAGAGAAGAUUACGAGGCUAUAAUUGAAAAGAAUCGUCAAAGCCUGGACAACUGGUACAGAGAACAGAGUGCAGCAAUGUCCCUAGCAGCAACCCCUAAUCCUGAGCAGAUCCAGCGCAACGAGAAUGAGAUCAAGGAGCUGAGGAGGACUUUGCAGUCCCUGGACAUCGAGCUGCAGGCACAGAUUAGUAAGAAACACAUGCUGGAAGACACCUUGGCUGACACUCGGAAUUACUACGCUGCUGCACUUCAAAACAUGCAGCAGAUCAUCUCCAGGUGUGAGGAAGAGCUGAGCCAGGUUCGUCAUGACAUGAAGCAGCAAAAUAACCAAUAUAAGGUUCUUCUUGGGAUCAAAACACGCCUGGAAAAGGAAAUUUCCACAUACCGCCUGCUGCUGGAAGGGAACGCUGACGGGACAGCAAGAAAAUCUGAAACUAAAGGUAAAAAACACUCUGGGCUGAACAACCGAAAGCUCAAAGCGAUUGUCCACGACAGUGUGAACGGGGAGGUGGUGUCCUCCACCAUCAAUGAGCUCCCCCCACAAGCCUGA
Cinclus cinclus is the source of this 1299-nucleotide messenger RNA. RefSeq names its product keratin 23 (gene KRT23). The transcript is spliced from 8 exons. Gene Ontology annotation, molecular function: structural molecule activity. The record is from RefSeq and is a predicted model, not a curated record. Bases 1 to 1299 code for a protein of 432 amino acids. NCBI's taxonomy places the organism in Eukaryota, Metazoa, Chordata, Aves, Passeriformes, Cinclidae.